AUGUAUGAUAAUGAAGUUUUGUUGCAAUCAUUAAACAAUGAUGAUUCAUUAGGUGAUCCAACAACAACUACAACAGCAACAACGACAACAACAACAACAACAACAACAAUAACAACAACAACAACAACGGCAACAACCACAACUACAACAACAACAACGACGACGACAACAACCACAACUACAACUACAACAACUUUAGCUCCUGAAGUUGAUAAUGAAUGGGAAGACCUUGUUUUAGGUGGACCUACAGCAGUCAAUUAUUUGGCUCUAUUCAUGGUACAUGCAUCACGUAAAGAUCAAGUUCUUACACCAUCCGAUAGCUACACAAUUAAAUAUAUUCAGAAUGUUCAAUCUUUACGUUCCGUGCUUAUGCAAAUUUCAUCAGCUAUGCAAACUGCUUUUCAAGUGGCACAUGAAGAUCUGAUUCGUAUUCGAAGCAGUAUGGAUCAAAUUCCGGAACAUAUCAAAGCAGGUCUCCUUUUGAUUCAAACAGCGCCAAACAAUCUUCUUAGUAAAUUAUUACCAUAUACUUUACAUAAUGUUGAACGUGCUGCUAAUGAAGGAUCAGCUAUUAGUAAGCCAACACUCGAACGAUUUGUUUCAGUAGGAUUAAUAGUAGAAGAACUCGCCACAUUACUUCUUUCUACACCAUCAUCAUCGGAAGAAAAUGCUGAUUAUUUGAUGGAAGCAAGUUCUUAUGCUAAUGAUAUAAAAAUAAAAUGGGAUCUUUUAGUAAAACUUUUCAAAAAGUUUUCAGACCGUGCGAAUACCACUCAAACAACUAUCAGUAAUAGUUUCAUAGAACCUAUUAAUCAAGCACAAAAAAAGAAUGGUUUCAAUUCCAAAAGCGAUCGCUCUAAUUAUCUGAACAAACUUAUUCCAACGACAAUUGCAAUUGAUCAAUCAUCGCAUCUAUUAGAUAUGAUGGCACGUACAUACACUGAUGUAUCAAAUGAUCACAUGAUCGAUCAAAUCAAUCAAAAUAAAGCUUAUCUUGAUAUUACAAUAGAAUCAGCACGAGCAAAAAGCCAACGACAAUUAUGGCAAAAUUUAUUAUCACAAUUGAUAAACGUUGCUCGACUUGCACAAGAGCGUAAUAACCAGUUUUCUGAAACAAAUUCAAAUCGACACGCUGAAUAUGCUACUUAUUUAGACGUGGUUCUUGGUGCUUAA
Rotaria sp. Silwood1 is the source of this 1173-nucleotide messenger RNA. Lineage: Eukaryota; Metazoa; Rotifera; Eurotatoria; Philodinida; Philodinidae. The record is from the annotation of a GenBank genome assembly.